GGGGAGGGGCGUCGUCGACUGCAGAGUCUUGCUCUACCAGCCUCCAAGAGCGCAGGCUUGCUGUCAGGGUGACCCCACCUCGCUUUUUGUUGGUUAAACAAUGCCUCCUCUUGUAUUUAUUACAUGCGCAGGAUCAAGAGUUUGGUAUACCUUCUGCUAUCUGCGCCCCAUUUUGACGGGACACUUGUGUUAUCCUCGGUCCGGAAACAAGUGAAAUCUGCCUUGCGAGGACACUCUUUCUCUUUGGAGAACAUUGACUACAGAGGUAGACCGUGUUUGGGAAGAAACAAAAGAAGCAAAGUGGCGUGCUCUGCACCGAGAGCCUGGAUGGCACUCUUCCCUUACACUUCAGCCGCCUUGGCUCUCAUGGAGCUGAGCGACAUGACGACGGCAGCUUUCUGGAUGUCUUGGCACCCAUUUCAACUGGCUGUUGCGUGAGACUUCAUGCAGCGCUGUGCCGCCAGAUGAUAAGAGCUGUACACAUCUCCAAUCAUGGUGUACCCCCAAUACUUCGAGAUUCCGCUUUUGAAGGAUGGGUGUGGGCACACCAGUGUUGUUGGCUGGUUCUGCUGCCUCUUGUGCAUGGUGACAUGUCGAGAGCCUUAUGGGGAACGGCAGAUAAGUAGCUGCACAAUUCCAUUACCGUCUGUUGCGAGCUGAGGUCAGCAACCUGAAGAUUCCAAAAGAAAUAGAAAUGUCUCCUGGGUAUUUUGCCCCAGCGAGCCCCAGGGGCCAAAGAUUUGAUGAGGAUGUCCCUUUGACACCAGUUACAUCGCCAGGCUACAGGAAAUCUCUCCCUUCUCCUCUCAUCAACGACGUGUUUGGGUCGACUCAUUCAAAGUCCCAUUCAAGGAACUGGAGCAGCAGCACCAGAGUUACCGUGACCGGUGACGAUUUUGAGGAUACAGAUCACCUUGUGGCGGAAAAGACGAGGUCUAGAUUCAUCUCAAACGAAUCCUGGUUUCUUGAAAUUCUGUGCUUAUUGAUAGGAGCCUUGUCUUUCGGAGCAAAUGUUGCUCUUCUUGCAGUCUUUCAUGAUAAUCCACUCCCGCAAUGGCCCGUUGGAAUCACCUUAAACACACUAAUCGCGCUUAUCUCUGCCAUCACCAAUGCCUCCUUGGCAGUACCUUUGGCCAGUGGAUUGGGCCAACUGAAAUGGAACUGGUUCAAGCGGAAGGCUUCGCCCCUGACCGAUAUGGAACUGUUUGAUGAAGCAAGUCGUGGUUCUUGGGGAGCUAUUAGACUGCUCUCUUCGGGUCGUGGGGGGUACAUCGGACUGUUCGGUGCUUUCAUUACAAUUGCUGCGCUCUUCCUAGGCCCCUUCUCCCAACAAGUUGCGACAUAUCCGACCAGAGAAGUAGUUUCCAAUCAACUGGCUAGUGUCCCAGCGGCGCUCAACUAUACACCAGCGCUUCCAGGAAAUUCUGGCUCAACUGGAUUUGUUCCCAUUCUGCCAAUGAAAUCGGCUGUCUUCCAUGGACUUUUCAGCGAGUCGGGUUUAGCACAACCAAAGCCAGUCUGCCCUACAGGAAAUUGUACAUAUCCACCUCUUACAACUCUCGCUACUUGUAGCACCUGCGUAGACAUCCGAUCUGUGAUGAUGCAGUAUUGUGCUGAAGACGAAGCUGACGCCUCCAAUUGUGGAUGGCAGGCAAUAGGGGCCAAAUUGCAGAGCUCUAACGAUGCAUUCAGCAUGACUACAUUCAUACCAUCCAAGUCCGGAAAUAUGCCUCAUUCCAAUAUCAUGAAGUUUGUCUUCAUGGGGACCGAAUCCAGGAAUGGAACCGCUGGGGAUCUGCAACCCUGGGCAACUCAAUGCACGCUUGAAUACUGUGCUCAGAUCAUCAACUCCAAAGUAGUCAACGGCAAAUUGACAGAGAAUGUGACCUCUGAGAUUCGCAAUACGACAGUGGUUGAUACAUCUAACAGCAUGGGUAAAGCUGAAAUAGUCAUCAUGACCCCAGAUAAUACCUCCGUCUUCAUCAGCGAGCCAGCGGCUCUUGGAAUUCAAUCUUGGUUCACGACACUGUUCUCAAACGGAUCAGCAUCUCGGAAUUCAGACUUCCAAUCACUCGACCCAGACGCCCUAGUCGUCGUCAAUCUCACUGUUGGAAUCUCAAGUGGCACAACCUACUUUGAUACUGACAUAAUCCAGACAUUCUACUGGGACUACUACGAGUAUAAUGACGGAAUACCUCAAGCGAUGAAAGAGUUGGCAACAGCAAUGACAGUAGCCUUCCGUUCUUUCAAGUCGGUAUCUAUUUACGGAGAAUCGACGAGCACACAAACAUAUGUGUACGUUCAAUGGAUCUGGAUUAUACUCCCGCUGUUUGUCGUUGGUGCCACUGCCGUCUUUCUGGUGUUGGCGAUGAUGAGUACGACUCGCAACGGGACCGAGCUGUGGAAAGGUAGUGCGCUGGCCAUGCUAUUCUAUGGGCUUGAUCAUGCCACGAAAGUUCAGUUUGGUACCGAAGGAGGGUUCGACGAGAAAAAGAGGAGGAUGAGAAGUCUCAGGGUUUACUUGGACGAGGACAAGAACUUUGGGAACGUGCUGAGAUCGUGAUGUGCGAACAGGGUCAUUUCGAUGUUUGUAGUGGUGGGAUAUAUUUUCUGUUCGUUUGAGCCUAUAGCUUGGGAAACAUAAGCAUUAUGCGAUUUUAAUGUCAUAAUCUAAUGUUAAAUCCAUGG
Molecule: messenger RNA, 2688 nt
Organism: Cadophora gregata
Lineage: Eukaryota; Fungi; Ascomycota; Leotiomycetes; Helotiales; Ploettnerulaceae
Exons: 4
Coding region: 695-2563 (622 amino acids)
Source: RefSeq, a predicted model, not a curated record